This is a messenger RNA of Rotaria sp. Silwood1, 3390 nucleotides long. The record is from the annotation of a GenBank genome assembly. Lineage: Eukaryota; Metazoa; Rotifera; Eurotatoria; Philodinida; Philodinidae.
AUGAAUUUCAUACAUUUUUCUAUCGUAUUAAUAUUUAUUAUUAAUUGUUCUGCUGGUCCACUUGAAGAUAUGGCCAAUAUGCCUGAUUUAACAGUAUUUUAUCAACAAUUAAUGCGUCAACAAGAUAUACAAAUGUUAUUACAAGGUGCUUAUCCUCAACAACAAUUAGGUAGUAUGCAUGAUUUUACAAUAUUUGCACCAAAUAAUGAUGCUAUGAUGCAUCUUAAUCGAAAAAAUGAAGAUCCAAAUUUACUUUGGAGAUAUCAUAUUGUACCUGGACGUUAUGAUGAACAAAUAUUAUAUAAUAUGGCACAAACAAAAUUUAAUCAAGCUAAUCCAAGACAAAUGAUUGGUAUUCGAGCACAAAAUAAUUUACCAACAAUAGCAUUACCUUUUCAAGUUUUUUAUGGUCUUGGAUUUUAUGGUGGAACAGGUCCACAUGUAAAUGAAAGUUAUGAUAAUGCUGGUUAUGGUUUAGGUGGAAUAUCUUGGUUAACACAUACAUCACUUAAUCAAACAAAUUUAUUAGAAAAUAAUAUUCCAAUUAAACCACCAUUCAUGAAUAAUUAUAAUCAACAACAAAAUUUUUUUUCAAGACAAAGUAGUUCAUUACCAAAUAGUCCAAAUUUAUUUCCACAAAAUUUAACAAAUAAUUAUAAUAAUGCUUUUAAUCCAAGUAUUAAUACACAAUAUUUUCAAAAUCCUCCGAUAUCAAAUAUGAAUUUUAAUCCGUAUAUUCAACCACCAAAUUAUGGGCAAACAGGACCUGGUGGAAAUGUUGGUGUAUUACGUCCUACUAUUAACAAUGCGUUCAUAUUACACACACGUCGAAUGAGUCGUGGUAUAAUUCAUGUAAUUGAUAGUAUUUUAUGGCCACCUGAAAGACGUGAUCAAACACAAUAUAAAACAGCUUAUGAUGCACUUGAAGAUAGACAAUUUUCACGUCUUCGACUAAUAGCUGAACGUAGUGAUUAUUUUCGAUCUGAAUUACGUUCAAUGCAUCAUCAAACAUGGUUUUUACCAAAUGAUGAAGCAUUUGAUAGUAUGGGUACAACUUUAAAUUUUUUAUUUGAACCAUUUUCUAUCAAUAAUACUAAUGAUAUAAAUGAAUUUAUUAAAUCACAUGUUAUUCCAUUAGUAUUAUAUCCAAAUACAAUGGAUGCAACUAAACACAUAACAACAUUAAGUGAUAAUAAAGGGAUUACAUUUCGUAAAGUAUCACAACCAGAUCAUUCAUUUCAAGUUGAUGUUAUUUGUGGUCGACAUGUAGCACGUAUUUUAGUUCAUCGUCCAGAAGAUAUUCGAUUAUAUGGUAAUGGUAUUGUCUAUCCUAUAUCAACUAUUCUUAGUACACGAAUUCGAUCAGCUGCAGAUGAACUAUCACGAAGUUAUGAAUAUUUUAUUAAUCUUGUUCAGCAAUCAGGUGAUUUAGAAUUAAUGAAUAUAUUACAAGGUGCACCUAAUAUGAAUAUAUAUAAUCCACAAAAUCUAUUUAAUAUAACUGUACUUAUACCACAACAGAUAGCUAUUCAACAAUUGGGAAAUGCACGAGAACUUAGUAUGCAUUUACGUCGACAUAUUUUACAAUUUUCAGUUUAUACAGAUGAAUCGACGUCUCCACCAAUAAUGCAAAAUUCAUUUACUCAACAAAAUAUAUAUCAAACUGGAUUACAACAACAAGAACCGCCACUAAUACCUCAACCACAACAACCAAUAAUUCCUCAACAACAACAACCAUUUAUUCCUCAACAGCAACAACAACCGUUCAUUCCUCAACAACCAAUAAUUCCUCAACAACAACAACCAUUUAUUCCUCAACAACAACCAUUUAUUCAAGGUGGUUUUAACCAACAACAACAAUUUCAAAUGCCACCAUUUCAACGAAUUGGCUCUCGAUUAGACAAAAAAGAACCACGACGUCGUAGACAAAUAAAUAUUGCAUCAAAUACAAAUUUUCAAUCACAACAAUAUUCUCAACAGCAAAUGCCUAAUCAACCAAUACUACCAGUCCAACAACAAUCGUCUAAGCAACAGAUGUUACCUUUUCAACAACAACAACAAUUCAAUCCAAAUCCUUAUCAAAUGCCUUCGUAUCAAUCUUCAGCUAACUUUCAACAUGGUCAAAUCUAUCCAACAAUGGAUCCACAAUAUUCUAUUCAAGCACAAAUAUCUACUGGUGUACAAGGAAAUAUUGUAACACUUAUCGGUCGAUCAAUGAAUUCUUUACCAUUUACAGCAACAAUAGUUAAUAGUGAAUCAAAUAUUCCAGUUAAAAAUGGUGUUAUGCAUGUAAUUCGAGGUAUUGUAUCUGGAAUGAUUAUUCCACUUGAAGGAAUUCUUACAUCAUUACAAGGAACACAAUCAUUUACACAAUUACUUCAACAAACACGUGUUAUUGAAGAAUUGAAACAAACAAAUCGUCCAUAUACAUUAUUUAUUCCAACAAAUGCAGCAUUACAAUCUGUUGGUAUAACAACAAAUAUAAAUCAAUUAAGACGUUUUGUUCUACGUCAUAUAUGUGCUGAUGUUCUUCUCGAUCCAUUGAAUAAUAUAUUACGUCGUUCAGCUGGUUUUUAUAGUUAUAAUCAAAAUCUCAAAAACAAACCAAAACAACAACAACAACAACGGUCUCGUCAAAAACGACAAUAUUGGAUGUAUAAACGACGAAAUGAUUCAAGAGUUAUAAAUAGACAAGGUUUACAACCAUUGGAUCUUGGUCCAGGUUAUUUCCAACCACAACAACAAGCUUAUGGUGGUUAUCCAUCUGCUCCAUCAUCAUUUAGUUCUAAUAAUCAAUUGUAUAAUCCAGGUUAUGCUAUAGGUGGUUAUGUAUCAUCAAAUUCAGCAUAUUUUCCAGGUUAUAAUGGAACUAAUUCAAAUAAUCAAAAUUUUAAUUAUAAUAAUAAUAAUAAUAAUAAUAUGGGAACUAUAAUUCAACCAAUAUCGAAUACUGCUUGGAAUGCAACAAGAUAUGUUCCUUUUAAUUCACAAGUUAAUAAUGGACCUAAUAAUGAGGCACAAAAUUUUUAUACAAAUACAGGUGGUUAUGUUAGUGGAUCAGCUUAUACUAGUGGACCACAAUCUUGUAUUUCAAUGACCGGUGAACGUAUUACAGUUCAGUCAUUAGUUGGUACUCAACCAGAAAUCAAUACUCCAAGUAUGUCAUAUCAAAAUUUUAUUGUAACAUGUUGUAAUGAUCGAUCAGUUAAUGCUAUGGUACAAUCAUAUAAUGUUUAUCCACCAAAUUUUGCUGUUUAUUUAAUUGGUCGUUCAUUACUUUCACAAGGUCAAACAAUCAAUACAAUGUAUAAUUCUGCAACAAAAUCUAUUUCUUCUUAUUUCAUUUUCUUUAUUAUUAUUAUAAUUUUUAAACAAACACAUCAAUUUUAA